AUGUUCACAAGUGUACCUGAGUUAUCUCGGGACUCCGAGGUGUAUCGUCACACUGGCCUCAGUCCCACGCCACCUGGACAAGUCCCACACCACCUGGACAAGUCCCUCACCACCUGGACAAGUCCAUCACCACUUGGACAAGUCCCUCACCACCUGGACAAGUCCCUCACCCCCUGGACAAGUCCAUCACCACCUGGACAAGUCCCUCACCACCUGGACAAGUCCCUCACCACCUGGACAAGUCCGUCACCACCUGGACAAGUCCGUCACCACCUGGACAAGUCCGUCACCACCUGGACAAGUCCGUCACCACCUGGACAAGUCCCUCACCACCUGGACAAGUCCCUCACCACCUGGACAAGUCCGUCACCACCUGGACAAGUCCCUCACCACCUGGACAAGUCCCUCACCACCUGGACAAGUCCCUCACCACCUGCACAAGACCCUCACCACCUGGACAAGACCCUCACCACCUGGACAAGUCCCUCACCACCUGGACAAGUCCCCCACCACCUGGGACAAGUCCAUGACCACCUGGACAAGACCCUCACCACCUGGACAAGUCCUUCACCACCUGGACAAGUCCCUGACCACCUGGACAAGUCCCUGACCACCUGGACAAGGCCGUCACCACCUGGACAAGUCCCUCACCACCUGGACAAGUCCCUCACCACCUGGACAAGUCCCCCACCACCUGGGACAAGUCCAUGA
Molecule: messenger RNA, 711 nt
Organism: Procambarus clarkii (red swamp crayfish)
Lineage: Eukaryota; Metazoa; Arthropoda; Malacostraca; Decapoda; Cambaridae
Source: RefSeq, a predicted model, not a curated record